ACAGGUACUUCAUGUCACGUUGUGACUUUGUGCAGACCUCAGUUGAGACAAGUCAGAUUGAUGUCAUUCGCCGAUUGAAACUUUGCAGUAACCAGUGCAGUGUGCCAAAUCGAGGCUACUAUAAACAGCUGCUCAGACCGGGGGCUCCCACAUCAACUCUGCUAUUGAUCCCCAGCAAGUGUGCAGACUACAUGCAGCAGUCCGCUGCACCGCAUCUGUGUCUCUGUCGCAACUCUCCCAAGGUUUCAUCUGAAAGUGUGUGAGUGUGUGUACGUGCCUGUGUGUGUAUAUAUGUUACCAUGAAGCACCAGUCCAUCUCACGAUGGCUGAGCCAGCUGGGACUGCCACAAUACUGCCCAGCGUUGGAGCAGGAAUAUGAUGGUGUAGAGGACCUGCUCCACCUCUCAGAGUAUGACCUCUUGGAACUCGGAGUCCACAAUCACCUCCACCGCCUACACCUUCUCACUUCUUUACGCCUUCUCCAGGAGCGAGAGAGGAGAAGAGAGUUAAGGAUGAUGGCAGAGGGGCGUUUUGCCAGUCUGCCCAGGUCCCUCCAUGCUCACCACACCCUGGGAGGAAGCACUGCACAUCCCGGGGUCCCCUCCACCUCCCUUGCUGUCCCCAGCAGCAGCAAAUGCUCCUCCAGGGGGCUCCAGGCCUCCCUCACCUCCUCCAUGGACCUCCUCAGCUCCAAACCUGGCCUCCCUCCAGGGCAGGGCAGCGGCCUAUCAGAGCUGCCCGCUGCCUCCUACCAGCCAAUUUCCAUUCACGGAACAUUGCCUCGUCGCAAGAGAGGAGGUGCCAAUCUCACCCAUGGAAACUACACCUGGGACCCCAGAGCCAAUCAUACGCAGCAUGCCCAUCAACCCAUGACCUCUCCGCUGGUCCAAAAUAUCAUUGAUGAGUUUCAUGGUUACAGGGAGCCUGCUGCCAGCCUGGACGCCACGGUGGACUAUGUUAAGUUCUCCAGGGAUCAGUUCAUCGUGGACUGCCCUUCAGAGAAACUCCGCAAAGAGCUGGAGGAAGAGCUAAAGACGAACUGCGAGGAGCCGAGGAGCCACGCAUGGUACCAUGGAGCAAUACCCAGACAGGUUGCAGAGAACUUGGUGCAGCGGGACGGAGAUUUCCUGAUCCGUGAUUCGCUGUCCAGUCCAGGAAAUUAUGUUUUGACUUCCCAGUGGCGAAAUGCUGCCCAGCACUUUAAGAUCAACAAGAGGGUUGUGAUGUUGAACGAAGCCUACUCCAGAGUUGAGUACCGGCUGGAAAGGGAAGGGUUUGACAACGUACCUGCACUUAUAAGAUACUAUGUCGGCAACAGAAAACCUGUGUCUCAGGUGGUAGGAGCCAUUAUCUUUCAGCCUAUUAACCGAGCGCUGCCACUGCGCUGCUUGGAGGAAAAGUACGGCUUGUCCAGCCAUCAUCGAGAGGCGCUCAUGGCGCAGGAGAGGCGUCAAAAACGCCUUAGCCUCAACAUAACCAAUGGACACACACACGACAACACACACAGUGUACAUGACGGCACACACUGCCGGGACAACAGUGUGAGCCGGAGCAGCCAGCUCAGGUCAAAGGAUCGUUGUGGCAGUCAACCAGCAAGUCUCAAUCAGGUCCAGGAGAGGAGACGUCCGCUCAAGGCCCACCAAUCAGAGAGCUACCUGCCUCUUGGCUCCAAACCACAGCCCCAGCAGCCUCCUGACCCUCUCCUCCCCAGCCCCAACCCAAAGUCUCCAGUCUUUCGGACGGGCAGUGAGCCAGUGUUGAGUCCCUCUGUCCCACGGAGACCUGGAGAUAUUCUGGCAGGCCAGGCCAUCCGGGGCUCUGACAGCCAGCUGUGUCCCAAACCGCCUCCCAAACCCAGCAAGGUGCCGCUGGCCCGACUGUCUCGCUCCCCCUGCCUUCAGCCACUGGCUCCCCUCUCCAGCUCCUGCAGCCCCACAGACUCCUCCCCCACCUCCCCCAGGCUGACUGCACCUCCGCUGGACUCCACAUGUGUGGAAACUCUUGGUUCUACGUGGAGGAGUGGAGGCCCUCCUGUCCCUCCAGUCAAACCCCUGAAGUUCCAUCAUCUCCUGCCCGCAGACUCCCACAGCUCCUCCAGUUCGGCUGAGCUUCAGUUUUCAGACUCAGAGGCAAAGACAGGCUGGACGGAACGCCUGCAGCCGAGUCCCGCAGACCUGAGGUCCUGCAGCCCGCUGGAGUGGGAAGAAUCAAACUCCCCUAACCCCAUCACGGACCUUGACUUUCAGCCUCCACUCAGCAGCUACGUGGAGAGACUGAGGAGAGAGGGGGAGGGAGGGAGAGAGGAGGAGGAGGGGGAGGAGAAGGAGGUGGGAGGGAGGAGAGGACUGGACAGAAGCUCCUACCAUCACGCCAUCGCUGCUUUAGAAAACACCAGCGAGGAAGAGGAAGAGGAGGCUGCAAGAGAGGAAGAGGAGGAAGACAAGAAGAGCAGUUUCCAGCGGCCAGUUGAAGAGACGGAGUCGACGUUCCAGCCGGCGGAGUUCGGAUCUCGACUUCUGCCGCCGGAGAACAAACCGCUGGAGAUGGUGGUGCUGAAGAGAGCGAAGGAGCUGCUGCUCAGCCACAAUCACCACAGCAUCGCCAGACACUUGCUCAUGGCCGACUGCCAGGUUGCGAGGAUACUCGGAGUAACUCCAGAGGUUAAAGGUCGCAUGGGCGUGUCCUCUGGUCUGGAGCUGGUGACGCUGCCGCACGGUCAACAGCUGAGGCUAGACCUGAUGGAAAGGCAUCACACCAUGGCAAUAGGUGUUGCUGUGGAUAUUCUGGGAUGUACAGGCAGUGUCGAUGAGCGGGCGUCCACCUUAAAUCGCAUCAUUCUGGUUGCGUUGGAGCUGAAGGACACAGUGGGCGACCUGUUCGCUUUCACGGCCCUGAUGAAAGCCCUGGAUUUGCCGCAGAUCAGCCGUUUGGAGGAAACAUGGACAGCUCUACGAAGGAACUACACACAGACUGCCAUCAGCUACGAGAAAACACUCAAACCUUUCUACAAGAAUCUGUAUGAAGGCACAGCUUCCUCCCCUGCAGUGCUCUGCGUCCCCCUCCUGCUGCCUCUCCUCACUCUGAUGGAGCGCCCGUCAAUCGCACCUGAGGGGGCGGAGCUCUGGGAGACCAGCGACCAGGGCUGUGACAUCAUGCUGCGCCACCUGGAGGCUGCGCGCGACGUUGCACACAAUGCACACAGCUACACGGCCAACGCACAGAAGAUCCUACAAGGUUUCACAUGUGACGAGGACCUGUUGGAGGUGUUUAAAACAGACUUUCAGCUGCGGCUGCUGUGGGGAAGCCGUGGAGCUUCAGUCAACCAAUCAGAUCGCUACAACAAAUUCAACCUCAUCCUCACUGCGUUGUCACGGAAACUGGAGCCCCCGCCCAAAACACAAACCUUAAUCUGACUUCAGCUGAGCAACAAGUCUGACAUCCUGACACACUUUGGACUUCAGUAGAACAUCGGGUGGAUCAGAAACAGCUGCGAUGAAGGGAAGAAGAGACAUAAACUGUAAUAAAGCAGAAAGUCGACCAGAAAUGACCUGCUGUUAGUCUGAGAAAGAGGAUACACUUUAAACAAACACACUUUCCUGCAGCUGCAGACGCCACUGAACUUGAUGCUGUCACUAAUCCAGCUGUUCACAGUCGUUGUGAUUUUCCAGAGAAAUGCCAGUUUGGCUCCAGACUUUAUAAUGACUUAAUAUUUCAGUCAGUGUAAGGUCCAGGGCUCACAGCAACAAUGUAAACCUGCAGCUUCACUUUAUUUAAAAUACACAUCACCCUCAGAUCGUCUGCACAAUUUACAUCUUAAAAUAUAACAUCAGACACACAACUAUGAAACUUCACAUGUAAAAAAUACACACGCAUACAGGUUAGACUAUUACUAUGACAACACGAUCAAGAUUGUUAUUGUUAUUAUUAUUAUUAAAACAUGUUACUCAAUCAAUCCAUUGCUGAGAUCAGGAGAUGCAGUAUUCACAGGUCAUUAAAUCCCUCAGUGUUUUGGUGACAAAAGCUCCAACAGAUGAUCCCAGCUUAACUUUAAAAAUGACCUUCUUAAAGGGAGUGACUGAUAUUAGUGUGAGAGCAGAGCAGACAAGAAAGGUUUAAAGGGAGACGCUGGUUUGGAAAUUUUUCUUCAACAGGUAUUUGUUUUAUUUUUACACUGACAUUCCAGUUAAUCAAAAACAUAUUUUUAUAUUAAGAGUAAAUGGGAAAACCAGCCAACAGCUCCACAUCUUGUGAUGAGCAUGUUAAGAGUGAAAUGUAAGGAGGAUAUCCCCUUAAAGACGUUAAUGUAGCCUUUAUUUAUUCCUGGUAAAAAGGAAGGACACUUACCCUCAAAGUCAGCUUCUGUGUAUAUUGUCAAUAGAAAAAAUAAGGCAUUUACUGUGUUUGAUGAAUAAAAAAACACUGAAGACAAGAAAUAUGCAGUUAUAACAAUAAAUCUACAGCAACAAGUUAAUAUAAAUAGGUUUUUAAGGAGGCGUUUUCUCAACAUCAGAUGACAAGGAUCUAUGGUCAUUUCUCUUCUGUAUUUACAGACAGUAGGAGCAGAAAAUCCAAUCUGCAGCAACAAUUCAAACUCUCUGUACAUGUGUAAAUGUAGCUAGAAGUGUCUUUUUCUUCUCCAGAUGAAAAUAUUUUUGUUUCUGCAUAAACCUGAAUGAAAUGAUCAAAAUACGGUGGAAGUAAGUUAACAUGUGAGAGACUAAAGCUGUACAUAUUUGAAAUGUUAGCAUGUUAAUAAUAGACUGUACAUAUUUUCUGUAGAGGACUGACUGUAAAAAAAAAAAAAAGAUGUUGAUGAUUUUAAUAUGUUUAUAUUAUUAUGAACUACUGUGUAAGAUUUAAUAAAUAUGGUGUACAA
Molecule: messenger RNA, 4876 nt
Organism: Epinephelus fuscoguttatus (brown-marbled grouper)
Lineage: Eukaryota; Metazoa; Chordata; Actinopteri; Perciformes; Serranidae
Gene: bcar3
Product: BCAR3 adaptor protein, NSP family member
Exons: 19
Coding region: 300-3413 (1037 amino acids)
Biological process (GO): small GTPase-mediated signal transduction; positive regulation of peptidyl-serine phosphorylation
Molecular function (GO): guanyl-nucleotide exchange factor activity; phosphotyrosine residue binding
Source: RefSeq, a predicted model, not a curated record